Symsagittifera roscoffensis is the source of this 1154-nucleotide messenger RNA. RefSeq lists its product as uncharacterized. The coding region runs from base 33 to 839 and encodes 268 amino acids. The transcript has 8 exons. Lineage: Eukaryota; Metazoa; Xenacoelomorpha; Acoela; Convolutidae. The record is from RefSeq and is a predicted model, not a curated record.
ACUGGAAUCAUUAUCGAGAUUUGUUGUCCAGAAUGAAGUCAACUUUUUCCAAAUUGAUAAUUUUUGCAUUCCUUCAAAUUUAUGUUCGGGCUGGCCAAGUAGCAACACCCUCAUGUGUCGAAGAAUGUCCUCAUGGCUUCGAGCGUGUAGCAGGACUGUCACACUGCUACAAACUGUUGUUGGCUCUGGGACCCGUGAGCCAUGACAAGGCCGUCGUGGCCUGUGGAUACGAAGGAGGGGCCACUCUCGUCACUUUCGACGCAGUCGGAGACCAGCAAACCCUUCGCAACCAUAUGUGGUCCCACUAUGAAUCAGCUAUCACUAAAGAUCCAGCCCAUCUAGCUGGGCUCGGUUUCUGGACUGGGUAUGCCAGACAGUACGGCGACUCCACCAACCCCUUCGUCAACAUCUACUCUGGAGAAACACUGGACUCUGGCUUCUUUUCCAGGGGGCAGCCGGACAACCUAAUGCUGGGAAUGUGGGGUGAAGAGACGUGUGUGGCGAGGAAAAAGUUCAACAAGGAUGUGGUCAAGCGGGCCAACUCAGACAUCGGAAUGGACGACUACAAUUGUGCAUACCCUCAUUGGGCUAUAUGCAUGCAUCGUGACGUGUACGCCCUGAACAUGCAAGCGUAUAACAGUGUGCUGAUGGCGGGUACGGGAGUGAGUCUUCCAGUAGGUGGGGGUUGCAAAGUGGACUGGGUCGACCAGAAUGUCUAUGUUCUGGACAUGAUCAGUGCCAAGAGAGAGGCCAGCGGAUAUUCCGACCAGGCACAGCAGUUCGCAGGAAUUGUGAACGAAAUUCGGUCUCCAACCUGUCCGUCCCUGAAACUCAGUUAAAUCCGACGCUUUUUAGAAGCAACGACGACACUGGACGACAAUUGAAAAGUACUAUCAACUAUAAAAACCAACUAAAAUUCCAAAAAAAAUCACUAGAUCGUAAAAAACGGGACUGAACGAAAGCAGGGGCUGAUGGUUGAUGGUUUGCGGCUAGGGUUUUGCAUGAAAUGAUCCGAUGUUGAAUUGAAAUACAACUGAAAAAGGAUUUGAAGUUAAUUUCUUGCAAUAUGAUUUUCAAAAUCAAUUUUCAUAAAUUGCGGUUGGGGAGUUGUUUGAAUAGAACCGAUGUUGAAUUAAAAUACAACUGAAAAAGGA